AGAAUGUUGGCUGAGAACUCCUCCUCCGUGACGGAGUUCCUCCUCGCAGGCCUGAUGGCCCAGCCAGGACUCCGGGCCCCCCUCUUCUGCCUGUUCCUGGGGUUCUACGUGGUCACCAUGGUGGGGAACCUGGGCCUGAUAACCCUGAUCGGGCUGAGCGCCCCCCUGCACACCCCCAUGUACUUCUUCCUCUUCAACCUCUCCUUCAUAGAUUCCUGCUACUGCACCACCGUCACCCCCAAGAUGCUGAUGGGCUUUGUCUCAGGGAGGAACGCCAUCUCCCAUGCCGGCUGUAUGACCCAGCUCUUCUUGUUUCUCUUCUUUGUGGUCUCGGAGUCCUUCGUCCUGUCGGCCAUGGCGUAUGACCGCUACGUCGCCAUCUGCAGCCCUCCCGUCCCCAUCGUCAGCCCUCUGCUGUCCUCGCCCGCCAUGUCUCCCCGGGUGUGCCUGCUCCUCCUGGCGGGCGUCUACGGGAUGGGGUGUGCAGGGGCCGUGGCCCACACGGGAAACAUAGCGGGUCUGACGUUCUGUGCAGGCAACCUUGUCAACCACUACAUGUGUGACAUCCUCCCCCUCCUCGAGCUGUCCUGCAAUGGCUCCAGCCUCAACGUGCUGGUAGUCUUCCUUGUGGUGGCCGUUGGCAUCGGGGUGCCCAUUGUUGCCAUUUUUGUGUCUUACGGUCUCAUCCUCUCCAGCAUCCUCCACUUCAGUUCUACCCAUGGCAGGUCCAAGGCAUUCAGCACCUGCAGCUCCCACCUCAUUGUGGUUUCUCUGUUCUUUGGGUCGGGAGCUUUUAUGUACCUGAAACCCCCUUCUAUUUUACCCCUGGACCAGGGGAAAGUGUCCUCCCUAUUCUACACCAUUGUGGUGCCCAUGCUCAACCCACUAAUCUACAGCCUACGGAAUAAGGAUGUCAAAGUUGCCCUGAAGAAAACCUUGGGCAGAAUAACCUUUCUGUGA
Molecule: messenger RNA, 960 nt
Organism: Tupaia belangeri chinensis (Chinese tree shrew)
Lineage: Eukaryota; Metazoa; Chordata; Mammalia; Scandentia; Tupaiidae
Product: olfactory receptor 8B12-like
Exons: 1
Coding region: 4-960 (318 amino acids)
Biological process (GO): G protein-coupled receptor signaling pathway
Cellular component (GO): membrane
Molecular function (GO): G protein-coupled receptor activity; olfactory receptor activity
Source: RefSeq, a predicted model, not a curated record